Lachancea dasiensis is the source of this 1191-nucleotide messenger RNA. NCBI's taxonomy places the organism in Eukaryota, Fungi, Ascomycota, Saccharomycetes, Saccharomycetales, Saccharomycetaceae. The record is from the annotation of a GenBank genome assembly.
AUGAGCCGAGAAGAGCCCUCUGAAGCUCAUUGGCUCGAACCCUCACCUGCGGCUGGGACGCCGCCUGUGCUGGAAGGUGAGUCCAGCACCUCAUCGGGAUUAGACCUGGGCGCUCUCUCACGCUCGGGCUCCAUUUCCGGCGGGCCGAGCUCCGCGCGCACUUCUCGCAGAAGCUCCAACUCCCGCUCUCAGCAUUAUGGCCACCAACCGCAUUUGCAUUCCUAUUCUCGCCCGCAGCGGCAUUCCCAGUCGAAUGUUCUUUUGACAACGCUGCAGGACAAGUUCCCGUAUACCCACCACUUGCAGGACUCCAGGCUAUCCUCCGCGCUCUCUAUCGGGACUGGACAUGCGCCGGUGAGUGCCGCCUUCGAAGGUCUUGAGACGAAUACAGACCCUACUAAAGCAGCGGAGCCACUUCCUCACACAUUGGCGACCGCAUCUGCCGCACAUUUUCCCAUUUCCGACUCCCAGCUACAAACUCAGCACUCCCGUGCCGUCAAACCCCCGCACCCUGAAUCGGAAAGUGGACCGACGACGGGAGGUUAUGUGCCUCCCAUUUCCGGGUUCAGUUUCGCGCCUUGGCCCCCUUUUGUUGCUGCUGACGCUGCGUCGCUGGGCCUAGGUGGCAGUGCUGUCAACAUAUCAGAGAUGGGCCGGCGUGAUACCAAUUUCUCUGGCACGGGGUAUCGGGCGCAGCCAACGGCAAAGCCUCCCCGUACAUCCUUGGCCCCAAAUGUUCUCUCAUCAGUUCCUGAAGGGCCUACGUCAAUGCAUUCGAUCCAGCCUCCUUCCUAUCCAUUGCAUCCAUUUGGCUCUUCGACCUCGACCUCCACACUCAAUUCUUCUUUCGCACCACCACCACCCCAAAGCUCUUCGGAUUCCGGUCCCCGUCCGCGUCACCAUUCUACGCCCCAGCCGUCUGCCCGGCGCCACGCACAACCUGAUCACCUCCGUGUGUCGAGAAGACAAUGUCCGCAGUGCUUCAAAGUGUUCUCCAGUAUGACAGCUGUACAAGUCCAUGCAUUGGUACAUUCAGGUGACAAACCCUUCCACUGCCCGCAUGCGGGUUGCAACAAAACUUUUAACGUCAAGAGUAACAUGAUGCGUCACUACAAGCUACACAUCAAAGAACCAGCUAAUGAAGCAAGCGAAUUACCCAAGGAGCAGGACCCACGACGGGAGUCCGCCUGA